Molecule: messenger RNA, 999 nt
Organism: Beauveria bassiana ARSEF 2860
Lineage: Eukaryota; Fungi; Ascomycota; Sordariomycetes; Hypocreales; Cordycipitaceae
Product: dihydrofolate reductase-thymidylate synthase
Exons: 2
Coding region: 1-999 (332 amino acids)
Biological process (GO): dTMP biosynthetic process
Cellular component (GO): mitochondrion; cytosol
Molecular function (GO): thymidylate synthase activity
Source: RefSeq, a predicted model, not a curated record
AUGACGCAAACAAAACCUCAUGAAGAAGACCAAUAUCUCAAUCUCGUGCGCGAGAUUCUACAAGAUGGCGAGCAUAGACCAGACCGCACCGGCACCGGCACUCUCUCGAUAUUCGCCCCGCGUCCGCUCAAAUUCCUGCUGAGCGCGCCCGACGGCACGCCCAUCCUGCCGCUCCUCACGACGAAGCGCGUGUUUCUGCGCGCCGUGGUCGCGGAGCUGCUGUGGUUCGUGGCCGGCAGCACGUCGUCGCUGCCGCUCAGCGCCGCGGGCGUCAAAAUUUGGGACGGCAACGGCUCGCGCGAGUUCCUCGACGCCGCGGGCCUGGGUCACCGCGCCGUCGGCGACCUCGGCCCCGUGUACGGCUUCCAGUGGCGGCAUUUCGGUGCGGAAUACAAGGACGCGGACGCGGAUUACACGGGCCAGGGCGUCGACCAGCUCGCAGAGGUGGUCAGGAAGCUGCGCACCACGCCGUAUGAUCGCCGCAUCAUCCUGUCGGCGUGGAACCCGCGAGACUUGGCGCUGAUGGCGCUGCCGCCGUGCCACAUGUUUGCGCAGUUUUACGUGUCGUUUCCGCGGGGGACGGCGGCAGCAGCGGCGGAUGAAGAGGAAGAAGGAAAGGAACAAGGAGAGGAGGAGGAGAAGGAGGGGAAGAGGGAAAAGAAGAGUCGAGGCCACCUACACUGCCAGCUGUACCAGCGUUCCUGCGACAUGGGCCUCGGCGUGCCGUUCAACAUUGCCAGCUACGCGCUGCUGACGCACAUGCUCGCGCACGUGUGCGACCUGGUGCCCGGCUCGCUGACGCACGUCAUGGGCGACGCGCACGUCUACAAGGACCACGUCGAGGCGCUCCAGGUGCAGCUCGAGCGCGCGCCGCGCGCGUUUCCGACGCUGGAGAUUUUGCGGGAAAGGGGUGGGAGCAUUGACGGGUGGAAGGCCGAGGACUUUGUCGUCAAGGGCUACGACCCGCACAAGACGAUUGCGAUGAAGAUGUCUGUCUAG